AUGUCAGGAACAGGCCCUAGACUUAACAUUUUCCCCACCAGAAUGGCUUUAACAACAAUGAAGGUAAAAUUGAAAGGUGCACAAACUGGUCAUAGUUUGUUAAAGCGUAAAAGUGAAGCAUUAACAAAACGGUUCCGAACUAUAACUCAAAAAAUUGAUGAGGCUAAAAGAAAGAUGGGGAAAGUUAUGCAAACAGCUUCAUUUUCAUUAGCAGAAGUGACUUAUAUUGCUGGCGACAUUAGUUAUCAAGUUCAAGAAAGUGCCAAGAGUGCUCAAUUACGUGUUCGUACCAAACAAGAAAAUGUCUCUGGUGUCAUGUUACCAGUUUUUGAACAUUAUAUGGAGGGAGGAAAUGAUUUUGAGUUAACUGGUUUGGGAAGAGGUGGUCAACAAGUUCACAAAUGUAAAGAGACAUAUAUUAAAGCAGUGGAGACUUUGGUAGAAUUGGCUUCAUUGCAAACCGCAUUUGUGAUUUUGGAUGAAGUCAUUAAAGUAACCAACCGCCGUGUUAAUGCUAUAGAACAUGUUAUUAUACCUAGAUUAGAAAAUACAAUCAGAUACAUAAUUUCUGAAUUAGAUGAACAAGAUCGUGAAGAAUUUUUUAGAUUAAAAAAGGUACAAGGUAAAAAGAAGAAAGAUCAAAAGAUAGCCGAAGAAGAAAAGAAAGUGCUUUCACUUAUAGAAAAUGCUGAAGAUUAUUCUUCAUAUGAUUCAAGACCUCGAGAUUUAUUGGAAAAAAAUGAUGACGAGGACAUUAUAUUUUAA
Molecule: messenger RNA, 765 nt
Organism: Entrophospora candida
Lineage: Eukaryota; Fungi; Glomeromycota; Glomeromycetes; Entrophosporales; Entrophosporaceae
Source: the annotation of a GenBank genome assembly